Molecule: messenger RNA, 4683 nt
Organism: Stegastes partitus (bicolor damselfish)
Lineage: Eukaryota; Metazoa; Chordata; Actinopteri; Pomacentridae
Gene: pbxip1a
Product: pre-B-cell leukemia homeobox interacting protein 1a
Exons: 11
Coding region: 138-2624 (828 amino acids)
Cellular component (GO): membrane
Source: RefSeq, a predicted model, not a curated record
AGAGAGGAGCGUUGUCCAUAUUGACGAACUAAACGUUUUUGGAGGAAAAAACAGCGAGCGGCUGAGGUGCGAGCCAGCGGGGAUAUCGUGAAGCCGAAUCCGUUCCGUGCUGUGCCAAGUUGAGCCUGACGAGGGCGAUGUCUGACAACAGCAACAGCACAGGCAGCACAGGCUCCUCCACCAACAGCUGGACCCUCCUCUCCCCCGAGGAGGCUGCAGUUGAGAAUGUCGGGGCCGUGGACGAUGGCACAGAGAGUCUGGGCGACGUCCCCAGUCUCUCCGAGGAGCUGGCAGGAGCUGCUGCUGAAUUCAAACCAGGUGACAUACCUGUAGAAACUGUCCUGUCUGAAGAAGGCCAUCAGGUGUGUCAAGAGACCUCCCCAGAGUCCAGUGAGGGUCCCAUCCCUUCCAGUCCAUCCCGGAUGAGCCCCAUGCCGCUCAACCCCCUCGACCCUACAGACCUUGACAUGGAGAGUCAGCCUCCAGUUAUCCACGAUAUAGUAACCAGCUCCCCCAGUGACAAUGAGAACCAAGGAGCCAUGCAGUUUGUCACCAACAUUGAUUUGGGAGCACAACUCGAUAUUCCACUUGUUGAAAUCCCUUCAGCUGAGCCCGAGGAGUCCUGCUCUGGUGCUCCCAUCACUGAGAUCCCGGUCUCUGUGGAGGAUGUGCUCGACCUGGCUGCUGACACUGGACUGAUUCCUGCGAUUCCUGCUGAAGCUGAGGUUAACAUCUCCACAGAGACCCUGACAGCCUCUGAAACUCAGUCUUUUGUUGAAGCUGAUGUCAGCUCUGGUCCAGACAGUACAGAGUCAUCAAGCUUAGGCCCAGAGAGCCCGGUGACAGAACAUCCUCGAGAAGAAAGUCCUGCACUGGAGACUGUUGGUUCGGCUGAGGCAGAGGAGGAGGCUGCUGCUGAAGAGGAGCCAGCGAAGCUUUUUGAGACGGAGAUCCAGGGUGAGCGAGAAGAAGAAGAGGAAGAAGAGCCGUCCAGCAGCUUGGAUUUGGGCGACUCCAGCAGCAUCGAUGACGGACUGAGGAGGAGGAACGUGCCCUCCUUUGAGGCACCAAGACCGAGAACCUCAGACGAGGAAGAUGAGGAGGAGGAAGUAGAGUUUAAGUUGGCGGAGAAGAAGGAGGAAAAGCCAUGGUUCUCAAUGAACAAAUGCAUUGUGGGUGCUCUGGUCCUGCUCUUCUUAGGUUCCCUCUUUCUCUCAGGUUUCCUCUCUGACGUGGAUAAUGGACGUCCAGUAGUGCAGAUAAGAUCCCAGUGUGACUACGACGCCUCCGAACUGGGUGAUGGAGAACAAAGCCAGGACUGGCUUAGCGGUGAUCCACAGGAUAUGAAAGAGCUAUUGGAUAAACUGACGCAGGAAAACCAACAAAUCACUCAGCUAGAGGCUCAACUAAAGUCUCAGAAAGAAGAGCUUGACUUGGCGCUGAAGGCAGUAGCAACAAGUGGAGAUGAAAAAGGUAAAGCGGAUCUGGAGCAAGAAAAUGCGAAGCUGAAGCUGGAGCUGUCGUCUCUGCCUGAGCUGAGGACCGAGCUGGAGACGCUGAGAGCCAGAGUGACUGAACUCAGCCAGCUCACAGCUGAUCAGGAAAUACUCCCAGAUACUUCUGGCUCAGCCUCUCAGCCGGCUGAUAAAGAUGCUCCGAGUUACCAGAAAGCAGCUGGACCAGAGAGGAGAAAGGAGGACACGAACAAGGGAGGGAAGUUGAAGGAGGAGCUCCAGCGGCAGAAGGUUCUCUUGGAGGAGAGCAAGAAGAGACUGCAAGGGAUGAAAAAAGAUGGAGGCGACAGAAAACGAGUAAGGGACAACCUGGAGGAGAUCCAGAAGAAACUUUCGGAACAAGUCGAGAGGUGGGGGAAGAAGAAGCCGCAGGAGUCCAAAUGGAAAGGGAGCAAAGGCAAAAACAACGACCACUGGAAGAAAGAGGAGAAGAAGGAGUGGAGGGGAGAGAAAGACUGGAAGCACAGCAAAGACGGAGGAUGGAGGGACAAAGAGGAGAAGAGGGAGAAGGAGUGGAAGUCUCAGAAGCAAAACUCUCACAAAGAAGCCUGGAGGAAACACCAGGAUGACUGGGAGAGGAAGAAGGACGAGCGCAAGAUGGACAGGGAGCAGCGGAGGAAGGAGAAACCGUGGCACAGCAAGCCGGGAAAACCCUCCCACCAUCAGCACCAGCAUCACCACCAGCAGCCCCGCCAGCCCCAUCAGCACCACAACGGAGACUUCUGGAGAGACCAGGAACAGAAGCUCCAGCGCAACGUCCGCCCCCAGCUGGGCUGCACCUCCGUGGACGACUGCGCCAGCAAGGAGGGGCUCUACCCAGUGGAGCUGUCCGAGUUCGAGGAGCUGCUGGAGGGCUACCUGAGCAAGCUGGAGGGCUCCUCGUCCGAGAGCAAGGACAAGAUCAGGAAGCUGACCACGGAGUUCUUCGAGGACGGCGUGUUCAUCCACGACAGGGUCCUCUUUAGCGACUUUGCCGAGGACGUGGCGGACAUUCUGGAGGACAUGGUGGACGUUUUAGAGGACCACGGGAAGAAGGACGACGACUCCCUGGAGGAGGAGAUGGAGGAGUUCGAACGGGAAGCCCUGUGGAAGUUUGCCGCCACGGCUUAAAAACAGACACGGAGAGGAGGGGAGCAAAAGAAUCCGACUUGAAGAUACAGCACAAGUGGUGGUUUUAUAGGACAUUUCUUGCCUACCUUCUCCUCCUCAGAGCUGUAAUUGUAGUAGCUUCUGGUACAGAGUGGUUGUGCCUCUCAUAAAUGUGUCCCUCUGAGUCUCUAAUUAUAAGCUAGACUUGUAUUUGUCAUUUUGGACUUAGUUGUUGUUACCUACCUCUGUCAGGUCAUGCCUCCUAAAGCAAAGUCCUCCAGUAACGUGUUGUGUGAGUUCUCCUCUGCUACUUAGUGCUUUACAUAGUGCAUGUUCAACUUCAUGAUGUACAUUUAAACUGAUGAUAUUCACACACACACACACACACACACACACUAAACAAACAGGGUCUUAAGGUGAUGGUAUAUGCAAAUAAUUCUGCUUAGCUGCAGUGCAAAGGAUAAAUCAGGACAGUUUAUACAGUAUUACACAAGCUGAAGUCAGUAACAGAACAAACCUGUUUAAUUGACUGUUGAAUGCUUUCGACUCGACGUGUUGUGUGGGAAAACCACCAAUCUCCUCUCCAAGCAGGUUAAAACAAAUGCUAAGACAUUUUUUGCAGAUACCAUUCGCCUCAAGUCAGGAGUACCUGUCCAAUCCCAGAGGAUGAGAUCCCGGUUCUUUCAAUGACAAGAAUCAGAUCCGGUCGGACCAGUUUUGUGUCAGCAGCUGACUGCGGGACUGUUUGAUUUUGUAGACGCGAAAGACUUUUUUUUUUUUUUUUCAUCCUCCGACUCCCAACUGUCAGUCGACAGCAGAUGUGUGGAACAAACCGGGAACCAGUUGGUGAAAAAUGUCAGUGCUGCUCAAAAAAAAGAAACAUUUAAAAAAAAAAAAAAAGAAGAAGCAAUAGGACAAAGUGAUAGCCAUAGUUAAAAUUGAUGACUGCUAAACCACUUUAGCACUUUUCUCAGACGUUUGAGGAACACCUUUUCUCACUUUUCAUUUCCGUUGUUUUUUUCUUUUUAGACCGUUAGUUCUCUUUGAUAUAUAUAUAUAUAUUUUGUAAUGUAGCCAUGGGGACCGCUAACACAUGAUCUACUUUUACAUUCUGAGUAAAAGUAUAGAUGUUAGUGCUCUGUAGAGAUCCCCGAGAAGUUUCAUUUGUUAAAAAAAAAUACGAUUGGCAACCAAACCACUACUAUUUUUCUCUUAUUUUCUUCACAAAUGAACAAAAAUGCAUGAUUUAGACGAAUUUGUUUGGGUUUCACUUUAUUUUUCCGAGUUUCUGAGUCGAAUAAGAGAUGAAACGAGAACAAGGAAAGCAUGGUGGUGUUUUAAUGACGACAAAACGUUUUCUUUUUUGCUUUCCGAUUCGAGACAAAUUCGAUGUUUCCGUCUUUACGUGAAGUUAAAAAAGACCGAUUGUGAUUGUCGGGUUUCAUUGAAAGAAGCUUUGAAGUGUCUCAUGUUAAUUUAUUCUGUCACUACACUGCAGCUCUUUUCUUAUUUCUAUCGAGAGGCACCACAGACUUCGCCCCCCAGGCAACGCUGAAUGUGAAAAAUGGUGACGUGUUCAUUUCUUUUCAGAAUUUUUUUUUAGCUCGCCAGCUACUGCUUAUGUGCCUUUAUUAUUCUAAAUAUCCUAGGUUGGACAUGAGGUCUUUGAUUUCAUUUGCUUGUGCAGGAUUAAGAAGUUUACACUACUUGCAAAUCUGACUGCUGUUUAUGGGGCAGAGAGUGAAUGUGGUAGAGUUUACACGUUGACUGAUUUUUGUUCAAAACUUUCUCUGCUGUUCGUAGAGGGCGACUUUUUUUGUGUGUUUCUGAAGGUUUCUAGACCAAAGUGAUCGAAGGAAAGCUGUAAUCUCAACAUAUGAAUACUUUAAAAGAGAGUUCAAUCAAUAUUUGAGAAGUAUUUUUUUGUCUUUGUGGGACAACAGUAGAGUGAUAAAACCGUAGGAACUGGCUGGAUGUAAUUGAUCCCUGAACGGUUUCUUAUUUCUCCCAUCAUCAGUUAUGUCCUCUUUUAGGAAGUCAGUGUUAAGUUCAAUAAAUUUUUCACCAUGAAGUAUGUAAA